This is a messenger RNA of Lontra canadensis (Northern American river otter), 682 nucleotides long. RefSeq names its product WD repeat domain 83 opposite strand (gene WDR83OS). The transcript has 4 exons. Lineage: Eukaryota; Metazoa; Chordata; Mammalia; Carnivora; Mustelidae. Gene Ontology annotation, biological process: protein insertion into ER membrane. Gene Ontology annotation, molecular function: protein folding chaperone. The record is from RefSeq and is a predicted model, not a curated record. The coding region runs from base 60 to 380 and encodes 106 amino acids. Gene Ontology annotation, cellular component: endoplasmic reticulum membrane.
CUCUUCCGCGCCGGAAGCUGCGACUCCUGCCGCGGAAGAGGCCCGACCUCGGGCCCGCCAUGUCCACUAACAACAUGUCGGACCCACGAAGGCCGAACAAAGUGCUGAGGUACAAGCCCCCGCCGAGCGAGUGUAACCCGGCCUUGGACGACCCGACGCCGGACUACAUGAACCUGCUCGGCAUGAUCUUCAGCAUGUGCGGCCUCAUGCUCAAGCUGAAGUGGUGCGCUUGGGUCGCUGUCUACUGCUCCUUCAUCAGCUUUGCCAACUCCCGGAGCUCUGAGGACACUAAACAGAUGAUGAGUAGCUUCAUGCUGUCCAUCUCUGCUGUGGUGAUGUCAUAUCUGCAGAACCCUCAGCCCAUGACGCCCCCCUGGUGAUGUCAGCCAAGGACUACUCUGUACACCUUCCCCCAGGCCUGGCCCCUGGCUGUUCAGCCCCUGCCCUCAGCUGCUGUCCUGGGCUUCUCUGAAUGAGGCUGGAUGGAGGGAACCUGACCCUUUCCCUGGGAUUCCACUUCUGCUGGGCAGAGGAGAAUUCCCUAGGCCUCCCCCACCUGCCUGCUUCCCCAUCCUGCCUGCUGCUGGGGGAGAUGCUGUCCAUGUUUCUACGUGUAUCCACUCGUUUCUUUUGUUGAAACCAGUUAAUAAUAAAGUUUUGCAUUCUGGCUGUGUUUUGGGAA